AAUGAUUCACAGCUCAAGAAGUUUGUGGAAGUGUUGUCUAUCACGUGAUCUGCAGUGCAAUCAAUGCAAGUGAUGUCUGGUGUGGGAGACAUGGGUUCGGACAGUGCCUCGGAUGGUGUGGUGCAGAGGGGCUGCCCUUUCUGUGCCAUCGCUAACAAGCAUUCAUCCAAUGAAACCACACUUUUAUAUGAAGAUAACAAUUAUGUGGUAAUCCAAGACAUCCGCGAGGCUGUCGAUAACCACUACUUACUUAUCACUAAAAAACACAUUAAGCCGUGUAUAUAG
Messenger RNA from Medioppia subpectinata, 285 nucleotides. The record is from the annotation of a GenBank genome assembly. Lineage: Eukaryota; Metazoa; Arthropoda; Arachnida; Sarcoptiformes; Oppiidae.